AGCACCAUGACGAUGUGUAUAGAUCGCCUCAGCUGUGUGCAGCAUGCGUGAUGGUGGGUGAUGCAAGCAAGGGGCCGGGGCAGCUCUUACGACUAGCUAGCAGCCGCAAGGAUGCAAAUGCAAGCAACAACAACGUCCAAAUAAACUACUACGCUAUCUACAUCUGUUCUCUACUCCCCUCUACCUACGUACACCAUCUCAAUUCGCAGGCAGAUGCAUCUCUCCCGUUUGUUUAGUCGUCUAGAUCGCGCCGGUCCUUGUCGAAGCGGCCGGCCGCCACCACCUCCAUUGCCGGCCUUGCGUGGGCAGCUAGCUAGCGACGACCAAAGCGAUGCGACGCACCGCGCCACGCCACGCGCUCCUUCCUCCACCUGCGUACGUAUAUAAAUAUAUUAGAGGCACCUCGCGCCCUCUGCGCCGGCCAGUUCACCGCCCAUCUCGAUCGGUAAAAUUGCACCGGCGAUCGACGUACGGUAGGUCGGUAGUAGCAGCAAAGAAACUAACCAUGAGGCAGGCGAGGCCGUACUCGGGGAUCUUCUGCGGCGGGGUGUCGGCGCGGACGGGCCCGCACGCGCUGCCGCUGGCGCGCAUCAAGAAGAUCAUGAAGCGCUCCGCGGGGGAGGCGGCGGCCGCCGCGGACGGCGGCGCCAGGAUGAUCUCCUGCGAGGCGCCCGUUGUGUUCUCCAAGGCGUGCGAGCUCUUCGUCGCCGAGCUCACGCGCCGCGCCUGGGCCGCCACGCUCGACGGCAAGCGCCGCACCGUGCACAGGGAGGACGUCGCCACGGCCGUGCACAACACCGACCUCUUCGACUUCCUCGUCGACGUCGUCACGGCGGACACUGCAGGUGGAACCGGCGGCGGCGGGCACGACGGCGACGGUGACGGCGCGCUCUAAGCUGCAUGGGGACGAUUUUUCAGCCGUUUGCUUGUGCCUAAUUAAGAAAACUACCUGCCCACACGAUGCUCUGGUGCAGUGACUUGUACCAACUUCUCUCAUGCAACCCCAUUCUCUGAUUCUCUGAAAAUGAUACGAACCCCAACCAAUAAGCACAGCGCCGACUGAAAACGUUGAGAAAUUCACGUGAUUUCAGUUUCAGCGGCCUUUGUGAAACGCAGGGUUUCACUAAAAUUA
Messenger RNA from Zea mays, 1132 nucleotides. RefSeq lists its product as uncharacterized. Gene Ontology annotation, cellular component: nucleus. Lineage: Eukaryota; Viridiplantae; Streptophyta; Magnoliopsida; Poales; Poaceae. Gene Ontology annotation, molecular function: DNA-binding transcription factor activity, RNA polymerase II-specific; RNA polymerase II cis-regulatory region sequence-specific DNA binding; protein heterodimerization activity. Bases 332 to 895 code for a protein of 187 amino acids. Gene Ontology annotation, biological process: regulation of transcription by RNA polymerase II. The record is from RefSeq and is a predicted model, not a curated record. The transcript has a single exon.